Messenger RNA from Budorcas taxicolor (takin), 1156 nucleotides. It is a transcript of the gene DHRS9, whose product is annotated as dehydrogenase/reductase 9. The transcript has 5 exons. NCBI's taxonomy places the organism in Eukaryota, Metazoa, Chordata, Mammalia, Artiodactyla, Bovidae. The coding region runs from base 1 to 1038 and encodes 345 amino acids. The record is from RefSeq and is a predicted model, not a curated record.
AUGAGGAUCAAGAGUGGAGGACGCCAUCUUCUUUUAUUGUUCAAGAAAGAAGUGUCCUUGUCAUACAACAGGAAAAAAAUGCUCUUUUGGCUGUUAGCUCUUCUGAUCCUUUGUGGUUUUCUGUGGAAUUAUAAAAGACAGCUAAAGAUCGCAAAUAUCACUGAUAAGUACAUUUUCAUCACUGGAUGUGAUACUGGCUUUGGAAACUUGGCAGCCAGAACUUUUGAUAAGAAAGGAUUUCAUGUAAUUGCUGCCUGUCUGACUGAAUCAGGAUCAACAGCUUUAAAGGCAGAAACUUCAGAGAGGCUUCAUACCGUGCUUCUGGAUGUAACUGACCCAGAAAAUGUCAAGAGGGCUGCCCAGUGGGUGAAAAACCAGGUUGGAGAGAAAGGUCUCUGGGGUCUGAUCAACAACGCUGGCAUUCUUGGUGUGCUGGCACCCAACGACUGGCUGACGGUCGAGGACUACAGAGAACCUGUUGAAGUGAACCUGUUUGGACUCAUCAGUGUCACGUUAAACAUGCUUCCCUUGGUCAAAAAGGCUCGAGGGAGAAUUAUCAAUGUCUCCAGCAUUGGGGGUCGGCUUGCAUUUGGUGGAGGGGGCUAUUCUCCAUCUAAAUAUGCAGUAGAAGGCUUCAAUGACAGCUUAAGGAGGGACAUGAAAGCUUUUGGUGUGCAUGUCGCUUGCAUUGAACCAGGAUUGUUCAAAACCAAUUUGUCAGAUCCAGAAAAGGCUGCUGAAAAAAAACUUGCCAUUUGGAAGCAUCUGUCUCCAGACAUCAAACAACAAUAUGGAGAAAGCUACAUCAAGAAAAGCCUAGAACAAUUGAAAGGCACCGCAUCCUUUGUGAACGUGGAUCUGUCCCUGGUGGUGGAGUGCAUGGAUCAUGCUCUCACAAGUCUCUUCCCUAAAACCCGUUAUGCUGCUGGAAAAGAUGCCAAAACUUUCUGGAUCCCUCUGUCUCACAUGCCAGCAGUUUUGCAAGACUUUUUAUUGUUGAAACAGAAAGUAGAGCUGGCUAAUCCCAAGGCAGUAUGACUCAGCUAAUGACAAAUACCUGCCCCAGGCUGUGAAAUUGGCUGAUUUCUAGGACACAUCUCAAUCUCAUUCUUUACCUAAUCCAAACUGGACUCAUUUAGAUCAAACUCCUUUUGGU